UAUAAACUUACUCUGGCUGAUGUCAUGGGUAUCUUGUUCAGUCCCUGUAUUUGAAGGUGGAGGCAGAGAAGCAUGCAUGCAGUGUGUGUUUGCAAUGCAUAUGUAGCACUGCUGUUCUGGAAUAGAGUAACAGUGACCUUACUGUCACCUGAUGGUUAAUGAAAGCCAGUUUAAAGCAACACCUUUCAUCCUGAAUAGAGACUUUUUUCCAGCUUUUGUUAUCCAGAUACUCUGAUGCUUGGGAAGCAGUCUUGAGAUGACUCUCCUGAGGGAAUGCUCCUGGUUGCGAGUGUUACUGUUGUCACAGUCAUCUUUAGAAAAAUCACACAGAAAUAAAGACAGCUUUUCCAUCUUUCAGAUCAGCUUCUUUCUAAGUAUUUUUUUGUUAGAGCCCAUUGUUUUAAACUUGAAGACAAGAUGUUUGAAAUGCCUGGUAAACAAACAACUUCAUUACAAAACCUUGGAGUCUUGCAAUUUCAAACUAAUGUUUCAAUAAAGUUUUUCUCUCUUCAGGAUCUUCUGGACUUUAGGUUUUGUUGGUCUGUGACUACAGAAGACUUGGAGGAAAAACAGGAAGCCAAAUGUGUCGUCUGGAUUCCUUAGUCAAAGCAUUAAGUAGACAGCUGUUCAUUCCUUAAGUUGCUUUGACUCAUCCUGCGUGAAAGGAAAAGUCAGAACAGCCUUGAAGCUAAUAUUUCUGGUGUUUCGACGAGGAUGUUGGUGUUUCUUUUGUCAGUGAUGAUGAAGCUUUUCCUGCAGUUGGAUGCAUCUGUUUGUCCUGAGGAGUGCGACUGCUCUUUGAAAAACGGAAUUCGUUGUUCUGGUCCCCAUAUAAAAGACUUGGAAUCAUUAAAUCUGCCUUGCAACAUGACAGAAAUUCACAUAAUGAACACUAAUAUAACAUACUUGCAGGAUGCUUUUUCUAGGAUGUUGGAGCUACAGCAUCUCAUCUUAACUUCAAAUAAUAUCUCUAUGAUUUCACCAACGGCUUUUAAAGGCUUGAGUAGGCUAAAAGUCCUCAAACUGCAAGAUAACAAGCUGGUUGAGCUUCCUGCAGAAGUGUUUGAUGACAUGGAAUGCCUUCAGCAAUUGGUCAUUGAAAAUAACAGGUUGAAUCGCAUAGAAGAGAAUCUGUUUGACAGACUCGUCAGUUUGGAGGAGCUUUUUUUGAACAAAAACCAACUAACAGCGCUUCCUAGUGGCAUACUAAAGAAACUUGCCAAACUCAAAGUACUGAACUUGUCGAGAAACUCUUUGGCAGCACUGCCUAGGACUAUAUUUAGUGCAUUGACAGGACUUCAGAAGCUGAUGCUGUAUUUUAACCAGCUCCCUUCAAUUGAGUCUGGUUCGUUCAAUAGCUUGAAGGAGCUGCUAGAACUCUUCCUGCAUUCCAAUAACAUCCAGUCAAUUGCCCCUGAUGCAUUUCACUGUCUCCAUAAACUGAAAAUCCUAACGCUCUCCAGAAACAAGCUUGAGCUUUUGCCUCCUGGGCUUUUUCUGCACUUGCAUAACUUGUCUAAAUUGACCUUGUACAGGAAUCCACUGAAGUCUCUUCCAGAAGUAUUGUUUGGAGAAAUGAGGAAUCUUGGUAGCCUGUGGUUGUAUCACACAAAGAUCUCAACUCUACCAGAUUUUGUGUUCAGUAACUUGACAAAUUUAGAGCUUCUCGUGCUGAGUUUCAAUCCAGAACUUAGUGUUCUUCCUAAGAAUGUGUUCAGUGGUCUGAAUGAACUGCGGGGCCUGUCUCUGCAUACAAGUAAUAUUUCCAGUCUGCCAGAGGACAUCUUCCUGAGCCUUCCGAAGCUGCAGAAUAUUUCCAUUUUUGAUUCAAGGCUUGAGUUCUUUCCUAGUAACCUCUUUCAUAAUCUCAAGCACCUUCAGAAAGUUUACCUCAAUAAUACUAAGCUGCAGUCUCUUCCUGGAGAAUUUUUUACCACUUUACCUGAGCUGCAAGAAGUCUUCCUUGAUAACAACCCUUGGAAAUGUGAUUGCCAAAUUCUUGGCUUCCAGGAAUGGCUCCAAAAGAGCACUGAUAUAGUAAGGAAAGCACAGUCUCUGGUGUGUGACAGCCCACUGGCACUGAAGAAUAUUCCUCUUGUGGCUCUAACAGAUCAUCACCUGAAAUGCCUGCCAUCCACAACCACUGUAUACCAGACACUGAGGAGCUCAGCUCAUUCCCAAAUUUCAACUUCCCUGGUGACAGAAGAGCUGAAAUCAACUUUGGCGGCCACUAUAACACCGGUGCCCAGCACAGAUACUAAUGCACCCACGUCGAUGCCCCUUGCAACUCUAGAUUUUACCUAUUCACGUGUUCAGAGUGUUGGACAGUCUCAUUUCUCAGAUGUUCCAAACCAAACUUCUCCCAGCAUCAUAGUAGAAACAAACAGUGUAAGAGGAACAGAUUUAACUACUCUUGCCUCGCGGGAGGAGUUGCCAGCCGGCAUGAGUGCUGAGCCGUAUUUUAAUACUAGAGUUGCCUAUUGUCAGUUCUUCUUGUGUCUUCAUAGUUUGAUUUUAGCAGUCCAAAUUGCAACUGUUGUGAUCACUCUGUAUGUGAUGUGUAAAAUUAGGCAAAUCUUACACUCUAAAGAUAUUCCUGCUCAGCCUGUUGUUUUGAUAAAAAUUAUUAAAAAAGUAGAGAAUAUUAGCCAAGGAAGGGAUUAGAAACAUUAUUUUGGAUGCAGGUCUUGCAUUUGGGUGUUUCCUGCUUGAUUCAGAUACGGAUUACAAAUCUUACAUAGCAAAAACCAUAAAUGCCUUGUCUUUACAGCAUAUUGAAAAUGUGCUUUUAUGUAGCUUACAGUAUUUUCCAAAAGUGAUUGUAAUCACUGUAUAUUGUUGCAAUACACAGUGCAAGGGAGAGAGAGCUAGAAGGAAAUCUUGUGGUCGCCUCUUCAUGCAGCUGAGGCCUGUGGCUCAUUGCAGUUGUGUUCCUGGUGAACGCUGUAUAUAAAGUGCUGCUUGCUGUUGUGCUCAGGCUGCUGAAAGAGGGAGAGCACUUCUGAAUGACCCGUGUGCUCUACUGGGCUCUGUGUUUGGAAGAAAAAAAGGCAGCCAAGUAGGGAAGCAGACACAGGGAACACCGAUGUGUUUUAACCAUUGCUUAAAGGUUGCCUAUAGCACUCUAUAUACUUUCCAGGGCAUGGGAGGGAGAAGGUGGUAUUAAGCAUACCCAAAGAAAAGACUAUUUAAUAAAGUUAACAGCAACUUCCUCUAGCCUAACCAGAGAAGGCUAAAUAAGAUGCUGAAAUGGAAAAGUAUAAUCUUAAUGUAUUUUGUUUCUUUCUUUUUUUUUCUGAAGCUUUGUAAUAAUUCAUACAAAUAUGAAUUUCAAGUAAAUACUCUUUCAUCUUUAAA
Messenger RNA from Dromaius novaehollandiae (emu), 3357 nucleotides. RefSeq names its product glycoprotein V platelet (gene GP5). The transcript has 2 exons. Gene Ontology annotation, molecular function: protein binding. Gene Ontology annotation, cellular component: extracellular matrix. Lineage: Eukaryota; Metazoa; Chordata; Aves; Casuariiformes; Dromaiidae. The coding region runs from base 715 to 2664 and encodes 649 amino acids. The record is from RefSeq and is a predicted model, not a curated record.